Messenger RNA from Aspergillus welwitschiae, 1659 nucleotides. RefSeq lists its product as uncharacterized. The transcript is spliced from 16 exons. The record is from RefSeq and is a predicted model, not a curated record. The coding region runs from base 1 to 1659 and encodes 552 amino acids. NCBI's taxonomy places the organism in Eukaryota, Fungi, Ascomycota, Eurotiomycetes, Eurotiales, Aspergillaceae.
AUGCCCGUCAUGCGCUCCAUUGGGGCUGAGCACGGUAUAGCUGUUGACUUUACCGCAAAGAAACUCCAUACAAGGAACAGCGGAUCUGCCAUCCGGUGGGCGAAUGACCUUAGACGCAGGCCUGAGUGGUGCACCCACGCCUCCUUGGCCUCCACCCUAGCCAGCCACGGUGACGGGAGUGUGAAAAUCAUCCGUUCCGAAGGCUCGCGGUCUGCUUUCCCAGUGCAGAGGAACUUUGCGAUAGACAAACCAGCAACCGAAGGUCAGUGCUCGCUUGUGGAGUGCGUCCCUCGCACGAGGGGCUUCGUCCUGAUCGCUCGUCAAGGUACCACGCCGCCUAAGGUGGUUGCCGCGGAGCUACGCAUCAGGCAAUCCCCGAGGAGGUUGCCUUCUUCGGAGGGGUGUCUUGCAGCUUUGGAUUGGGCCGAUCCACUCAGCAAAAGAUGGAUUUGCCCCCCUCUGCCUCCCCAGAUCAUUUUGAGCGUCCGACCUCCUGGUGUGAUUCAAGACAACUCCACCGCGAGAGGCGUCUGGGGCAAUUUUAUGGUGGUGGAGGAUGCUGCUGGCGGGACAGAUUGCGCACUCCACUACCGUCAGGAACUAGGUGGCAUUAGUCUGCACACUAUUUCCCCCUACAUCUCCUGGCACUGCUGGCACUGGCCGCAGUUCAGCACAAUCAUCGAUAGCGCGAGCAGUGGGCGAGGACUCGACCCAGCUGUAAGAUUAUCAUCGCCCCUUGGUACUUUGGUCCGUGUGGAGGUUCAUACAUCGUAUCUCCCAGCUCCCCCCGAACAGCUCGGAAGGGGAAAGAAGAAUGAAGAAAGAAUGAAGACACUGGCAGUGCACAAACAUUCUGCUGCCGGGUUACUUCCCGUAACCAGACUCGCCCCAUCUGCGGCGAUGGACCAGAUUGACCAGACCCAGGAGAAAGCUGUCAAAUUGGUUUCGGCCACCAUGCCUGCGGCAUUCCACGGAGAUACAACACACACGGGAAUUUCCGAUCCAAUGAGUCAAACGGACCGAUCACUAACUAACCAUCAGCUGGAUCCCCCAAGUUUCAUCAGCAGCGCGAUCGGAGAAGAUACCAAUCAGCUCGUGCUGAACCAAGGCAAGCAACUAAGGAUCCUGGCCUGUGCCGGAUCUCAUCUACAUCUAUUCCGCCCGCACUACUUUAGUUCUAUCUGCGACAUCCUCUCCGGUAGGGUGAAUUUGAUUUUCUCUUCGGAUCCGUUGCCUCCAUCACAGUCACCUGCCUGCCGAAACAGGCAGUUCGACAGAUGCGCCAAGUUCCCGACCCAGUUUAGACUCCUGAUCGGAAGGAGAGAUCCUCCUUUAGGGCCACUAAGUCGCGCACUAAAGUACGGCGCACUAGGUACGGUGAUCCUUACCUUCUUCCUCUUUACGACGCAAAGAAGAGCCAAUUGUCUUGCCUCCGGGGUAUUCUCCCUUUCUCUUCAUUUGCCAUCAUCCGCGGCAAUGGCUGGCGUGAAUUGCAUGCGCAAUUCGCCUUUGGUUGCUUCUCCAACUCAUGACCCGGGGAUCGACGGGAAAGCUUACUUCAGGGCCCCAACCCAAGACCAUGGAAGAAGUGCUCCUGGAUUAAACCUGAAUGACAGGACCCGAGACAAUGGGCGUACCACCACCAGCAGAAGCAGCUAA